Molecule: messenger RNA, 750 nt
Organism: Phytomonas sp. Hart1
Lineage: Eukaryota; Euglenozoa; Kinetoplastea; Trypanosomatida; Trypanosomatidae
Source: the annotation of a GenBank genome assembly
UUGUCUUUUUACAACAAACAUAGUUUCAUCCUCAUGCUUCGAGGUCUUGUUGAUUCAACUAAGCUUACGGGUGAACAACAGAAGCACAUUGACACUCUUCAAGACGAAAUAGACGAAAUAUGGAACCGACGUGGUGACUAUAAGAUUGACCCAGAGGCCUGGGAGGAAAUGCCCAUAUUUAUGGAAACAAUCACCAACGAGGAUGUUGAAAAAAAUGCCAAUUGCGCUGCACUCUCCUCCAUCGUGUACGACGAGAUCCCGCCCGAUGAGGUGGCGGAAAACCGAAAGGAGCACGGCAACUGCAUGUUGAAUCUUGCGCUUAACCCCAGCCAGGACAGACGUGAAAACCUGGCGAGGGCGGCGUGCAAUAGCUACACCGAGGCCUUACAGGCGAAAGGAAAGGAUAUGCAUCUCACCGCCAUUAUCUACAGCAAUCGCAGUUUAGCCCAGUUCAUUAUUGGCAAUUAUGGUCACGGCCUUGAGGACGCUCAGAGGGCGAUUAUAUUAUCACCGGAUUACCACAAGGCCUACUACCGCGCCGCGCGGUGCGCAGAACGGCUCGGUAAGUAUGACCUUGCGCUUAGCAUGCUGUCUCGCGGCAAGCAAGUUAAGCCACCGUUGGAUGCAAAGGGGCUGAAAGAAUUUGAGGAAUUGGAGGAGGUGUGUAAUGAAGCCCAAUCCAAAGUCGAUGCGGAGGAAAAAAGAAAAAAAAGGAAUCACGAACCAAAGUGGUGGACACUGUCAGUCUGA